GUCCUGCACCGAGCGGUGGUGGUAUUAAAGUAGAAGAAGAAGCGGAGCGCGCGCGUGUCUCGAGCCUCGACAAAACGCGACGAGCAGAAAAUUCCUGCGAUUUUGAUUUUCGGCUCGCGGUGUGUGUGUGCGUGUGUACAAGUGCUGCUCCGAAUUGGCAGGUUCAGUGAUGUGUGCAUGAAGCAGCACACAACUACUACUACUCUCUGCACAACACAGCAGUCGCUCUAGUCGCGCGGCCGCCCCCGCAGUUUCGCGCACACUUGAUACGCGCGUGUGAGCGUGAAGCGUUAUAUACCUACUUCUCCAUAUAAACGCGCGCGCGUGCAUUAUUAUCAUUAUUAUUUAUACGUCGUCGUCGUCGUCGUACGAGCGAAGCAGUAUACGAUUUUGUACUACCACACAACACGCCACGAGCAACCAACCAACGGACACAAAACACACACACACACACACACUAGCAUAUAUAGACACACGCAGCAGCACACGCAGUGCGCGACGAGCCGAGAGCAGCAGCAGCAGCGAGCGCAAUUGUAAUAUUUGUGCGCUAGGCGAAAUAGUAUAGUAUAUAGCUUCUCCCGAGGAGCAGCAGGCAGCGAUCGCAAGCGAGCGAACGAGCGACUCGAGCGAGUCGUCGUGUGUCCGUCUGUCUCCGUGUGUGCUCGUCGUCUCUCGAUCGAGUUUUAUAUUAUAUUAUAUAUAUAAACGAGCUGUCGUUGUGGUGUACAAAGCAGUCGAGGUCCGGGCCGCCGCAUGUACAGCAGCAGAAGCAUCAGAGAGCCAGCACUCUGAGAUUUAACCCAACAAGAUGCUCAUCAAGGAAUACCGUGUUACCCUGCCCCUCACUGUUGAAGAGUACCAAGUAGCUCAAUUGUACUCUGUAGCAGAGGCAAGUAAAAACAAUACAGGAGGAGGUGAGGGAAUAGAAGUUUUGAAAAAUGAACCCUUCACAGACUAUCCUUUACUUGGAGGAAGAUAUUCCACCGGCCAAUAUACAUAUAAAAUUUACCACUUAGCGAGCAAAGUGCCUGCUUUCAUUCGUAUGCUUUUACCUAAAACUUCUUUAGAAGUUCAUGAAGAAGCAUGGAAUGCAUACCCUUAUUGUAAAACUGUUAUUACUAAUCCUGGUUAUAUGAAAGAAAACUUCAUGAUUGUAAUAGAAUCUUAUCAUAUUGGAGAUGUUGGUGAUCAAGAUAAUGUUCAUGAACUCCCUGCAGAUAAGCUUAGAAUUAGAGAGGUUGUACACAUAGAUAUUUCCAAUGAUUAUGUAGCUAGUGCAGAUUAUAAAGAAGAUGAAGACCCUAGCAAGUUUAAAUCUGAAAAAACUGGUCGAGGACCGCUGGUCGGCAAAGACUGGAAGCAUUCUGUCAAUCCUGUAAUGACUUGCUAUAAACUUGUUACCUGUGAGUUCAAAUGGUUUGGUUUACAAACUCGUGUUGAAAGUUUUAUUCAAAAAUCUGAAAGGCGUCUUUUCACCAAUUUCCACCGGCAAGUAUUCUGCUGGAUGGAUCGUUGGCAUGGACUCACUAUGGAAGAUAUUCGUGCACUUGAAGAUGCUACUAGGGAAGAAUUGGAUAGGCAAAGACACAAAGGUGAAGUACGAGGAAUGCAAGCUGAAGUUUAAAGAUCAUACUAAAACAAGUUAAUGAUAUUACUGAAUUAAAUUUCAAAA
This is a messenger RNA of Trichogramma pretiosum, 1672 nucleotides long. RefSeq names its product phosphatidylinositol transfer protein alpha isoform (gene vib). Gene Ontology annotation, cellular component: cytoplasm. Gene Ontology annotation, molecular function: phosphatidylinositol transfer activity; phosphatidylcholine intramembrane carrier activity; phosphatidylinositol binding. Lineage: Eukaryota; Metazoa; Arthropoda; Insecta; Hymenoptera; Trichogrammatidae. The transcript is spliced from 6 exons. Gene Ontology annotation, biological process: phospholipid transport. Bases 809 to 1624 code for a protein of 271 amino acids. The record is from RefSeq and is a predicted model, not a curated record.